CACAAACAGGCACCAAACUGAUGACGUGGUCUGGUCUGUCGUUGACCAGAGCAGCAGUAUGGCCGACCAAAGCAGGCAAAUUAAACUCGCUGCAGCUAAGAAAAAGCUGAAGGAGUUUCAGCAGAAGAGCUCCCCUGUUAGUGUGGGAGGAGAAAGGGGUGGAGGAGGAGGAGGAGGAGGAGGAGGAGGAGGAGGUGGUGGUGGUGGUGGUGGUGGAGGAGGAGCAGGGGCCAAGAAGAAGAGGAAGUUGAAGGGACUGAGCCAACACGAUGCACCUUCAACAGACAGAAACUCUCCAGACAAUGCCUUUGCUGACAUGGAGGCCAUCGGGUCUUCAGUUCCUCAGUUGCUGGAGGACCCAAAGGGCGAGCUGGGUCAUGGCUCACCUGUGUCUAACCUUGCUAGCACUAAUGCUGCUACUAACCCUGAGUCUGUUGGUCACAACACUGACCUCCAGGACUAUCCCGAUACCAAUGGCAAUGAGAGUUUAACGGAAGAAAAUAGACCACUGUCUUCCACAGAGAGCCUGCGACAGCUCUCACAGCAACUGAAUGGCCUUGUCUCUAAGUCAUCUGCUGCGUAUGUGAAUGGGGACAGUCCACCUGUUGGUGAGAGGGAGCUGGAGGGUCGGAACCAGGAGAUGGCAGCCGCCCUGGAGUCCAGCGAGCUAACAAACUCUCAGUUAAAUACCAAGCUAGACCAGCUGACACAGCAAUCUCAGGGGCUCUCCGAGCAGCUACAAAAGGAGCGAAAAGAAUUUGAACAGAGGUGUUCAAAAGAGCAGGGAGCCAUGCGGGAGCAAUUACAGGUUCACAUCCAGACCAUUGGUAUACUGGUAUCAGAGAAAUCAGAAUUACAAACAGCACUUCAAUACACGCAACAUGCUGCACGGCAGAAAGCAGCUGAAGCAGAUGAGUUGAAUAACCGUCUGCAGGCAACAAAGCAGAGAGUGUCAGAGCUGGAGAGAACUCUCUCUUCUGUCUCAACACAGCAGAAACAGUUUGAAAAGCACAACAAAGAGUUUGAAAAGGAGAGAGACAGCCUGAGGCUAGAGGUGUUUAGACUACACAAUUUGAGUGAGGAGUCGAAGCAGCAGAAGUCAGAGCUGUCAGAGCAGAUAAAGCUGAGCACACAGGAGAAUGGAGCUAUGAGGCUGGAGGUGGAAGAUCUUCGCAAGAGACUCGAGAUUGCUGACCUCAUGUUGCAACAGUGCUCCAAUCAGUCAGAUCCCACCAGUGUCAACCAGCAGGUCCAGUUACUGCUGGGAGAGAAGCAGCAGCUGGAGGAACAUAACCACCAGCUGAUGGAGUCAAUUGCCCAGCUGCAGACGGAGAGGGAUUGCUAUGCAGAGCAAAUCCAAGAGGAGGGUCGUGUAUGGAAGGACAAAACGGAACAGCUGCUAACACAGGUGUCUUUGGUGGCAGAGGAGCGGGACAGAAACAUUAGCCUUGUCCAGGAACUGGAAGACAACAUCACAGAGCUAAAAAAUGCUGCAAUGUUGUUGUCCCAGGAGAGAGAGGCCCUGGAUAAUGCAGAGCCUCAGUCCUCGGGGCCAUCAGAGAGUGAGGUGGCUCUGCAGGAGGCCCUCAACACUCUACAUCAGGAGAAAGACGCUCUUAUCGCACAGUACCAGGCACAGCUACGAGAUAACGAGCAGCUGAGCCGCCUGUGUGUAGAGCAGGAGACGCGUAUGGGGGAGAUGGAGCGGCAGGUGGAGAGACAAGUCCAGGAGGGAGACGACCGCCGGCGCAUGUUGGAGGAUGUUCAGUCGGACAAGGCCACUAUUAGCCGUGCUCUCACCCAGAACCGAACACUGAAGGACCAGCUGGCUGAGCUACAGAACGGUUUUGUCAAACUGACUAAUGAGAACAUGGAGCUCACCACUGCCAUCCAGUCAGAGCAACAUGUGAAAAAGGAGCUGGCUCGCAGAAUGGGGGAACUGCAAGAGAAACUGCACGACGGCAAGGAGCAGCUGGAACAGAAAAGUAAGGACAGCCAGGCUCUGCUGGAGCAGAGGGACCAGGUAGUGGCCCACCUGCAGCAAUACUGUGCGGCCUACCAGACCCUGGCCUCAGAGAGGGAACAGAUCCACCACCAGUAUCUGCAACAGAUCCAGCUCAUGGACCGGCUGCAGCACGAUGAAAGCCAGGGCCGUGUGCAACUGGAGAUCAGUCACAAUCAACUCAAGCAAGCGCAGGAGCAUUUGGAAAUGUUAGUCAAAGACAACGAUCAGCUUAAGGCUGAGGUGAAGGAGCUGCUCAACAGCUCAACUCUGGUCACAUCAUCCAGAGACCAAGGCGAUGGAGUGGAAAGCCAGUCCCUGCAAGAGAGCCCAGAGAAAUCCUCCUCCAUAGUUAUCCCAGAAGACUUUGAGAGCCAGAAGGAGAUGGAGGAGUUUAUUCGUGAAGCUUUGGCUCAGCUGGAGGCAGAGAGGGACGAGGCCAAGAGGCUACUGGAGGAGGAACACAGGCUCCACAUGGCAGCCAGGCACCAGGCCGCCCUGGCCAUCAGCCUUGAGCACCAACACCACGGCCACACACCUGAUUAUGAUCAUCACGACCACGAUCACACGGAGGGCCAACGUAGUCACUGUGAACACAGUCACGAGCAUUCAGAAGGAGGAGUACCGGUGGAAGUUCAUCAGGCCCUGCAAGCUGCCAUGGAGAAGCUUCAGCAUCGUUUCACCUCCCUCAUGAGAGAGAAAGCUGACCUGAAGGAGAGGGUGGAGGAGCUGGAGCACCGCUGCAUCCAGCUGUCUGGAGAGACAGACACUAUAGGGGAGUACAUAGCUCUGUACCAGAGUCAGCGGGCCAUCAUGAAGCAGAAACACCAGGAGAAGGAGCAAUACAUCAGCAUGCUGGCCCAGGACAAGGAGGAGAUGAAAGCGAAGCUGGCAGAGCUGCAGAAUCUGGUGAUGAGGCUGGUGGCUGAGAGGAACGACUGGUACAGCCGCUACACCGGAGCUGUGGCCCGCGUAGGCACAGUGAGCCCCGACCUGCUUCCUGUUGGGGAGGAUCACCCUCACCCGGAGCACCACGAACACACACAUCUUGAUGCUUUCAGUGGAGCAGAAGCCAUGGAGAUCAUUCCUUUGUCAGAGCCCACCACAGGCCUGGAAGGCCCCCCCUCGUCCCAGUCGCUGUCGAGCGGGUCGGCCCAGAAUGACUCCAAGCCCUUGGGGCCCAAAGAGGACGGCACAGCCCAGCAGAUCAUGCAGCUGCUCCAGGAGAUCCAGAACCCCCAGGGAGCACUAAGAUCACCCCCUUUCCUCGGGGAGAACCCCUGCAUCCCCUUCUUCUACCGGCCUGACGAACAGGACGAAGUCAAGAUCCUGGUGGUGUGAGGUGUGGCUGUGACUGAGGUGUGGAUGUGACUGAGGCUGGUGUGCGUCCGUGUGUAUGUAUAUGAGAUAUUGGACAGUCUGGGGAAUAUUAAAUGCCACAGUAUACCCGUGUUUGUAGCUUGUUGAUCAUACUCACAAACACUUUUCAAGAAAUAUGACACCCUGCAACAUUAGUCACAGAUAUCUGAAUGUCUUUGACCCAGUUACAUUAACGUGCCCCCCCCCCCUGCUCUGUGUGUUGGCAUAUGGUUAAAAGGAGUGUAUUAUCUAUUUUUCGUUUUUAUGGGGUUCUUUGUUUAUGAUGCUCUUCCACAGGAGUUAACCAGUAUUUCGUAGCGCAAUCUAAUUAUUCUCCAUACCACCAUUUUUAAAUCACUUUUCCCCUCUCCCAUUUUACACACAAGUGCAAUAAAAGGGCCAUAUAUUCUGAACGCUAGCUGAUACAGUACUACAAGAGCUGUCAGAAAUGUGUGCAACAUCAGUGCAAAUCUCAGUUUUACACAAUUCACUGUACAAAUGCCAAAUAAGAGCAUCACGUUUGAAUGUAAUAACCCGAGUAUUUACCCGUAUGUUUGUGCAAUGUGAGGAGAGCUGAUGAUGGCGAAUGGGCGCACGAGGAGAAGAGGUGCAGAGAUGUAAGUUGAAGUCAGAUAGAGAAAUGAGGGCACAGACUGGCCUUUGAAAAGUCAAGAGUUUGCUAGUUAGUUACAUGAUAAGAUUCAGGAAGACAGAGGCAGGUGUAAUAGAUUGGUACUGUUCCUGUUUCUCUACCUUUUUUGUCUUUUUCCUCCAAACACUGAAAAUAAGUCUCAUUUUUGUACAAUGUGAAAUGUUAAUAUAUGUGUGUGUUGUGAUGUCAAACAUCCUGUUCGACUGAGAGAAGUCACCGCUGUUAUGAAAAGGUGGUUUCUAAAGUCAUUGAGGGGAUAGAUGCAAUUUAUAGAUCCCAUAUAAACAUAUUUUAGCAUUAUUUUCAGAGUGUAAUUCUGAUAAAUGGUAGAGCUUGGGCUGUUGUGCUUUGGGCUGCUUUCCACAUUAUUGUUUUCUCUAUCUUUGUCAUUAGCCUGAUAGAUAAUUAGAUGCAGUGACUGGAGGAAGUUACAGGAAGUACGGUGUUAAAAGGCACUCCUAAGUCGUCGCUCUUCUCCAAAUACUCUCUAACCUAAGGCAUUUGGCUGGCCUCAUCAAAAAUGUCCACACUAUUUCAUUUCCUAAUUUAAAUUUGUUUUUUGGGGGUUUCUUUUUGUUUCUCAACUGACACUAUUGAUAUGAGCCUGUUCUUUUGUUACGUUUGCUUGUAUUUCCACAUAUCAAAGAUGAAUUAAUGCACAUCCUUUACAACUGGACUGAGUUUACGUGGUGUGUAAGUGAGUGAUCCAAACUGUUUCCUCUUCAGCCGAAGUUGCAUCUGUUGUCCUUUUUUGUAGAGUUCUAUCAGAUUAUGUAAGUAUGAUUGCACUAAAACUGUACAAAGCCUCUCUGAGGAAUCUGGUUGUACAGCGACGUUUCUACCAUCGAGCCCCUUCAUGACUUCUGUGGGGGAAAAGGGGAAUCCUAUGACGCCACAGUCUGAAGCUGAGGGUUCCAGUUGAAGCUAAUUAAUUUAAUUAAAAGUGUGUUUGUUUGUGUGUGCAGUGUUGCACUCAGAGGGGUAAUUGUAAAUAUGAAUAGAAGGUGAAAUCCCAAAGUUAUGGGACCACUCUGAAUAUGAAAAAGUCUUUCCAAAACUAGUCACAAUUGUUGUAUUCAUAUUUUGUAACUCUUGUCUUGGCCACACUUGAGUAAAUCUCCUUCAGGCCUUGAAAACAAGAACUUGUGUGGGAUCCCAACAUUAGAACCUCUUUCUUAAAUGUAUGUCUAGCUUGAAGGGAGAGAUGCUCAUUUUCACAAAUGUAGAUUGGAGGAUGGAUUGAUUGACAACUUCACUGUCGAGCCUUUUUUCCGUUUGCAACUAGCAACCAAGAGGUACGCCGUCACAGCUCACUUGUGUUCCAUUUCAGAUUAAUUUUACGACAGAGGCCUCUGGUUUUUAAGAGUCUUCCCAUGGUUUUAAUAUGCAAGGACGGGGGGGGGGGGGGCAUACAGAAAUCCCAGUGACUGCUUUUUGAGGUUUUUUAACCUCAUUUGGAUGUCUUUAAAUUUUAAGAUCCUCUCUGUUUACGUUGAGGUAGAGGACGCGUGUUCAAUUGUUAAAUAGCACACUUGAUAUUUAUCACCAAAUGCAAUGGGGCAGAAGGCAUUAGUGCAGAUUUUGGUCUUUUAAACAUAUUAUAAAAAGGAAAAUGUAAUAUGUGGAGGCCAUAUGUGCUUUUUACAGGCAAAGUAAACGGUGCAUUAAACCCCAACAUUGUGUUAAUAACAGGGUUUUGAAUACAUUCACUUUAAUCAUUCUUGAUUUUCCUCGCUUCUUAGCAUUCUCUCACUUUUUGGUUUUCCUUUUUGAAAAAUGCCACAAAAUAAGAUUUAUUUUUCUUCCUUUUAUGUUUUUCUUUUUUUUUGGUUAGUCCAAAAGUCGAACAACAAUAAAAUCCUUUUAGUGUUUCGGGGCUUGUAAAAUAACAAUUAAGACAAUGUUGAUCAAAUUACUUCCCACUCUGAUUCUCUGUUAAAUAAGUUAUGCGUGAUGAAACGAAUAGCAAUGAGAAAGCAUUUAUUGUCUUUACAGUAAAAGUAAAGGUGGUGUAUAUACUGUAACUGUGUAACAUAUUGUAUAUUCAUAAUGCCUGGUGUGUGUGUGGGGGAAAAGCUGCUCUGCCAUGUUUACUGGUGGUGGGGACUAUGUGUCGUUGGCGGUUAUUGACUGGCUGUGAUUUAAUACAAAGAUUGACUAAAAAAGAGAGAAUAUUCUAUUUAUUUGGAAUACGUUAGUAUCGCAUCUAAUCAGUUUAAAAGUAAAAUAGAAGUCAUUUUUGGAUGGAAAUGAAGGAUCAUUCAGAGAACUGAUUUGUUCGAGGUUUGCUUCUGAUGGAAGCUUUCUAAUUUGUUUUCCUCGAGUAAUAUUUUCUCCCCUUCUCCCGAUUAAAACUGAUCGAGCAACUUGAA
This is a messenger RNA of Cyclopterus lumpus (lumpfish), 6385 nucleotides long. It is a transcript of the gene golga2, whose product is annotated as golgin A2. The coding region runs from base 59 to 3343 and encodes 1094 amino acids. NCBI's taxonomy places the organism in Eukaryota, Metazoa, Chordata, Actinopteri, Perciformes, Cyclopteridae. The record is from RefSeq and is a predicted model, not a curated record. Gene Ontology annotation, molecular function: protein binding. Gene Ontology annotation, cellular component: Golgi cisterna membrane; Golgi cis cisterna; Golgi apparatus. The transcript is spliced from 27 exons. Gene Ontology annotation, biological process: Golgi organization.